AUGACCAGUGUAUCAAAUGAAUCAGCUGUUUCUGGUACAAGCAGCAGUAAUGGCGGGCAAAACGGUCAGAAAAUCACAACGGCCCUGCUAAAGAAACGACCAAGUGAUUCAGAUGGAAAUUAUAACACGCUAUCCAAUGACAAUCAAAUCGAUAUGAAUAAGCCCGAUCCGCAGGUAGUUGAUAUCGUUUCCAGGCAUCUUGUCAAGGACUCUGAUAACCUUCAACUGAAAAGCGGUGACAUGACAAGAGAUAUUUAUAAAUGGACUAGUGAGCAUCCGAUUUCAAGCUCGUCGCCGGGGGAUACAAUGAUGAACUCGCCGCAGAUGCAGCAGGAUGCGCAGCCCAUAUCGAUGGCGCAGCGUAGAAGAUCUAUCAGUUUUUCAGGCGCCUCAGCGCACUCCUCGGGCAUUUAUAGCAGCACGAGGAACAGCGAGUUUGAGUUACCGCCUCAUGUAGCAAUGACUCACGAAGAAAUCAGGGCGCCAGGUGGUUUUAGAAGGUCUUUCAUUGUACGGAAACAUGAAAGAAAGUAUGGUAACAAUGCGCCACCGCCAAAUUUUCUAACAAGAAAUUUUAUUGAGUUUUUGACCCUGUACGGACAUUUCGCUGGUGAGGAUCUGGAAGAAGAGGAAGACGAAGACGAAGAGGGCACAGAACAAGAAGGCCGCAUACACGAACGCACGGACCUCCUGGAAAGAGGCCAAGUCUCAGAAACUGAUACAGCGGAGGUGUCUGAUCACCGCCACAAGACUUCAACUUUCAAGGCCGUGCUUCUGCUGUUGAAAUCUUUUGUUGGCACAGGUGUGCUUUUCCUCCCGAAAGGUUUUGAAAACGGUGGAUGGGGAUUUAGUGUACUGUGUUUACUGUUUUGCGCGAUUGCGUCUUUCUACUGUUUUGUUAUUUUGAUAUCGGCAAAGGACAAAGUUGGUGUAAGUGGGUAUGGUGAUUUGGGAGCAAAAUUAUACGGCUCGAAGGUUAAAUUUGCAAUAUUGUUUUCUAUUGCAAUUUCCCAAAUUGGCUUCGCUGCAGCUUAUAUCGUUUUUACAUCAACAAAUCUGAAGGUUUUCGCGGAACAUGUCUUUGGUGUAAAGAAAGAUUCGUUGGGUCUCGCGUUCUAUAUCGCCCUACAAACAGUAAUCUUUAUUCCACUGGCGUUCACCAGAAAUAUUUCAAAGUUAAGUGGUACAACAUUAAUCGCGGACCUUUUCAUUCUGUUGGGCCUUCUCUAUGUUUAUUACUAUCCAGUGUAUUACAUUAUCGAAAAUGGAUUAGCCUCAGACUCAAUGGUUUUUCUCAAUAAGAACGACUGGUCCCUCUUUGUUGGUACAGCAAUCUUCACAUUCGAAGGUAUCGGUUUGUUGAUACCGAUUCAAGAAUCAAUGGCUCACAGAGAGAAAUUUCAACCAUGUUUGUCGGGUGUUCUAUGCUUAGUCGCAUUCAUUUUCAUUUCAACAGGUUUAAUAUGCUAUUCUGCCUUUGGAAGCGACGUUGAAACUGUCGUGCUAUUGAAUUUCCCGCAGAAUUCACCAUUUACGAAAUCAGUUCAACUCCUUUACGCCACUGCUAUUUUGCUAUCGACACCGCUUCAAUUAUUUCCAGCGAUUCGUAUACUAGAGAAUUGGUCCUUUCCAACUAAUGCUUCUGGUAAACAUAAUCCACGAAUCAAAUGGUUAAAAAACUAUUUCCGCUCGGGUGUUGUAAUUAUUACUGCACUUGUUGCUUGGGCAGGUGCAAAUGAUCUUGAUAAAUUCGUUUCAAUUGUGGGUUCCUCUGCCUGUAUACCAUUGAUUUACAUCUAUCCACCUUUGUUGCAUCAUAGAGCGUUUAAGAAUGAUUCAAGAUUUAAUGUCUCUCGUUCAUUCGAUAUUUUGAUCGCUGUAUUUGGUACUUUAGUUAUGCUCUACAUAACAUAUCAAACAAUUGUAUUGUGGGGGUCAUGA
Molecule: messenger RNA, 1941 nt
Organism: Zygotorulaspora mrakii
Lineage: Eukaryota; Fungi; Ascomycota; Saccharomycetes; Saccharomycetales; Saccharomycetaceae
Gene: AVT3
Product: Avt3p
Exons: 1
Coding region: 1-1941 (646 amino acids)
Biological process (GO): amino acid transmembrane transport
Molecular function (GO): amino acid transmembrane transporter activity
Source: RefSeq, a predicted model, not a curated record